This is a messenger RNA of Desarmillaria tabescens, 876 nucleotides long. RefSeq names its product transcriptional regulator TACO1-like protein. The transcript is spliced from 7 exons. The record is from RefSeq and is a predicted model, not a curated record. NCBI's taxonomy places the organism in Eukaryota, Fungi, Basidiomycota, Agaricomycetes, Agaricales, Physalacriaceae. Bases 1 to 876 code for a protein of 291 amino acids. Gene Ontology annotation, cellular component: mitochondrion.
AUGCUUCGCCUUCCUCGAAUUCUCCCAUGUCGUCUCUUUUCGACUUCAACAGCGAGCCUUGCUGGCCAUAACAAAUGGUCGAAGAUCAAACAGAAGAAAGGUGCAAACGAUGCAUCGAAAAGCGCUACGAUCAGCCGUGCUCAACGCGAAUUAAUAUACAAGGACAUCUUGGUUGCCGUCAGAACUGGUGGAUCAGCUGACCCAGAAAAGAAUCUCACUCUAGCUGUCACUCUACGACGACUGAAGGAAUUAGAUGUUCCGAAAGAUAAUAUCGAGAGGACCUUGGCAAGGGCGUCGAGAGGCAAGGAUAAGGGUGGUGAGGCCAUCACCUAUGAAGCUUUGGCUUUUGGCUCUGUGGGCGUUAUCAUUGAAUGUCUCAGCGACAAUACGACAAGAACGGUGCAAGUAAUACGGGAGAUCUUGCAUGCGAACAGGGUCGGUCCUGUACCUUCUCCCGGCCUUAUAUUAUGCUCAUUUUCCUCCGCCAGCUCACGUAUAGCUCCGGUCGGCUUUAUGUUCCAACGCAGAGGCAUUGUCAGGGUGGCUAUAGAUCGCGGACCGGCAUCACAGGACGCCGUCGAAAAGCUAGUCGAGCUUGCUUUGGAUGAAGGCGCGUUGGACUUUGAAGAAUCAGCCGGGGAAGAUGAUAGCACUAUUGAAUUAAUGUUCACUUGUGAUCCCGUAGCGUUAUCCCGACUGACGGGCGCAGUUACGUCGUCCGGUAAAUGCCGCGAACUGCUGGCGAGCGAGCUAGUAUACAGUCCCUUGGAGAGAAUCGACCCUUCAGAUGAGAUUGCAUCUGGUCUGGAACAGCUGAUAACAGCGCUAGAGGGUAAUGAAGACACGCUACGGGUUUGGACCACAGUCGACAGUUGA